Messenger RNA from Rhagoletis pomonella (apple maggot), 589 nucleotides. Its product is annotated as glutamate receptor ionotropic, kainate 2-like. The transcript is spliced from 2 exons. Bases 5 to 589 code for a protein of 194 amino acids. The record is from RefSeq and is a predicted model, not a curated record. NCBI's taxonomy places the organism in Eukaryota, Metazoa, Arthropoda, Insecta, Diptera, Tephritidae.
GCACAUGCCUCAUUUGCACAGACCACUGCUCAAACAAAUCAAAAACUCCGCCGAAGCGCACAUCGUACUCGACUGUUCCACCGAUAAAAUUUACGAAGUACUCAAGCAAGCUCAACAGAUUGGCAUGAUGAGCGAUUACCAUAGCUAUCUCAUUACUUCACUCGACCUGCAUACCAUCAACGUAGACGAAUUCCGUUAUGGUGGCACGAAUAUAACCGGAUUUCGUCUGAUUAACGAAAAAGUCGUCUCGGAUGUGGUACGUCAGUGGAGUUUUGAUGAUAAAGGUUUACAACGCUCAGCUAAUUUGAGUACGGUGAGGGCGGAGACAGCGCUCAUGUAUGAUGCAGUACAUCUAUUCUCUAAAGCGCUGCAUGAUUUGGAUACAUCACAGCAAAUAGACAUACAUCCCAUUAGUUGUGAUGGACAGAAUACCUGGCUUUGGGGCAUUACAGAACUCGAAGUAAAACUGCCAUACAACGAUUAUGCUGGCUUUGAACCGACAUCCAUGGGUGGACAACGAAAGCUCGGGGCGCCAACGAACAAAAUCGAAGAAUCAAGUGUCUGCACUCGGUAUGAACAACUGGCGUAA